CCGGCAGAACCCCGCGCGUGCGCGCUGCUGAGGUGCGCGAGCAGGGACCAUGGAGGCGGCUGUGAGCAGCCGGGGCGCACGGGUCCUGCGGCUCGCUUUCUCGGCGCGGAAGCCUGGCAUCCACGGCCCUGGGACUGGGCCCGCGGCCGCGUUCGGCACCUCAGUAACCAAUGCCAAAGUGUCUGUGAAUGGGGUCCACCUGCAUUAUCAGCAGACUGGAGAGGGAGAGCACGCCGUCCUGCUGCUUCCCGGAAUGCUGGGAAGUGGAGAGACUGAUUUCGGACCCCAGAUUAAGAACCUAAAUAAGAAGCUCUUCACAGUGGUUGCCUGGGAUCCGCGAGGAUAUGGACAUUCCAGACCCCCUGAUCGCGAUUUCCCAGUGGACUUUUUUGAAAGGGAUGCAAAAGAUGCUAUUGAUUUGAUGAAGACACUGAAGUUCAAGAAGGUCUCUUUGCUGGGGUGGAGUGAUGGUGGUAUAACAGCACUCAUUGCAGCUGCAAAAUACCCGUCUUACAUCAGCAAGAUGGUGAUUUGUGGAGCCAAUGCCUAUGUGACUGACGAAGAUGAAAAGAUCUAUCAAGGAAUCCGAGAUGUUUCUAAAUGGAGUGAGAGAACAAGAAAGCCUUUGGAAACCCUAUAUGGGUAUGACUACCUUGCCAAAAUCUGUGAGAAGUGGGUGGAUGGAAUAAAACAGUUCAAACAUCUUCCAGACGGGAGCAUCUGCCGGCACGUGCUGCCCCUGGUCCAGUGCCCCACCCUAAUCGUGCAUGGGGAGAAGGAUCCCCUGGUCCCGCGUUUCCAUGCCGACUUCAUCCACAAACAUGUGAGAGAGUCACGUUUCUCGCACCCGCCGCAGGCCUCCAGAGUAGGAGCCGUUCCUGUCCCAAGAGCUCACACGUUCCGUCAGGGAAAGCACACUCGGGAACAGUUCCGGUACUUCUAGUCAUACUAUU
Molecule: messenger RNA, 953 nt
Organism: Manis javanica (Malayan pangolin)
Lineage: Eukaryota; Metazoa; Chordata; Mammalia; Pholidota; Manidae
Source: RefSeq, a predicted model, not a curated record